Messenger RNA from Parnassius mnemosyne (clouded apollo), 1200 nucleotides. NCBI's taxonomy places the organism in Eukaryota, Metazoa, Arthropoda, Insecta, Lepidoptera, Papilionidae. The record is from the annotation of a GenBank genome assembly.
AUGUCGUUCCCGAGAUCUUGCGACACCUUCGUUGUUCUUCCUCCACUGACGAAAAAUAAUGAAGUUAUCUUUGGAAAAAAUUCCGACAGGCCUCAGAAUGAAGUUCAAGAAGUCGUCUAUGUGAAAAACAGAGCUCGGGAUUCUAAAUUAAAGUGCACUUAUGUAACUAUUGAUGAAAGUUCCGAUCCAAUCAACAGUGUGAUACUUAGUAAGCCGGCAUGGAUGUGGGGCGCAGAGAUGGGUGCCAAUGACAAGAAUGUUGUUAUUGGCAAUGAGGCUGUGUGGACAAAUAAUAAUGAAGGAGAAUCGGAUGCCAGGCAAAAGAGAUUGUUGGGUAUGGAUUUAGUGAGAUUGGGUCUAGAAAGAGGAAAUUCUGCCGAAGAAGCAUUAGAAAUCGUAACAACCCUUCUAGAGAAGUAUGGCCAAGGUGGACCUUGUUCAGAGUUUGAUGAUAGCCACUUUUAUCACAAUUCUUUCCUAAUAGCUGAUUGUAAGGAAGCUUGGGUGCUGGAGACAAGUGGAAAACUAUGGGCUGCUGAAAAAAUUACCUCAGGCUAUAGAAACAUUUCUAAUGGUUUGACAAUAAGGACUAAAAUCGACAAGCAUUCAGAGGGUUUGCAUGAAAAGGCAGAGGCAAUGGGCGUUUGGGAUGGAAAGGGACAAUUUGAUUUCACGAAUUGUUUCUCAUCGGGUGGGGAUGAAAAACGCCAGAAGGAAGGGGAGAGGUUGCUGAAGGAAGGGAGUGCCACAGCCGCUUUCAACGUCAAAAACAUGUUUAACAUACUACGCUGCAAGGAGAAUGGCAUCUGUCGAAGCUGCGAUGAUACUUUUCCCACCCAGGGAAGUCAGGUUUCUUCUCUAUCCGGCAGUGGUUUAAGCGUGCACUGGUUCACUGCCACUCCGGACCCAAGCGUCUCCUACUUCAAACCAUUCGUCUUCACUCCCAAUGUUCAAGUGUCACCGUUCACGGAAAGUCCGAACGAGCCAAAAAGGGAGCACUUAUUGUACAAACUACACGCAAAGCACGUGUUGACAUCAAAUAGCGAAAACAUAAGCAAGGUGCUCCGCGAAAUGGAGGAAGGUUGUCUCGCAGAGAUAGCUGAUUUCACAAAGCGUUACACUGCGAAGCUGGCUUCUAUCAACGAAUUGGACGGCUUGAUGAAGAAAUGUGUCGAGACUGAGGUGAAGCUGUAUGGGUAA